CACGUAUCCUAGCAACUGCACCACACAAACCCAAGAGCCAUGGCGGACGACAAGGAGAAUGCAGAGGCCAUUCUGGCGGAGGUGCAUAAGAAGAUCAGUGGUGCCUUUGACGUGUUCGACCACGAGUUCAACAAGACCGUAGACGUCAGGGAAAUUGGAACCAUAAUACGGUCGCUGGGAUGUUUUCCAUCUGAGGCAGAAUUACAUGAUGUCAUUGCUGAAGUGGAGGAGGAGGAGCCAAUGGGCUACAUCCGCUACGAGAAGUUCCUUCCUGUUAUGACACGAGUCCUCAUGGAGCGCAAGUUUCGACCAAUAGCAGAAGACCUGCUGCUCCAGGCAUUUGAGGUGUUGGACAUCCAGAAGAAAGGCCAUCUAGAGCCAGAGGAGCUCACCAAGUACAUGACACAGGAGGGUGAGCCGUUUACCCAGGAGGAGAUGGAGAUCUACCCAACAGCUACCCAACAGCUACCCAACAGCUACCGAGAGCUACCCAACAGCUACCCAACAGCUACCCGAGGGCUACCCAACAGCUACCCAACAGCUACCGAGGGCUACCCAACAGCUACCCGAGGGCUACCCAACAGCUACUCAACAGCUACCGAGAGCUACCCAACAGCUACCGAGGGCUACACAACAGCUACCCAACAGCUACCCAACAGCUACCGAGAGCUACCCAACAGCUACCCAACAGCUACCCAACAGCAACCGAGGGCUACCCAACAGCUACCGAGGGCUACCCAACAGCUACCGAUGGCUACCCAACAGCUACCCAACAGCUACUGA
This is a messenger RNA of Engraulis encrasicolus (European anchovy), 783 nucleotides long. It is a transcript of the gene drc8, whose product is annotated as EF-hand calcium binding domain 2. The record is from RefSeq and is a predicted model, not a curated record. NCBI's taxonomy places the organism in Eukaryota, Metazoa, Chordata, Actinopteri, Clupeiformes, Engraulidae. Gene Ontology annotation, molecular function: calcium ion binding. Bases 40 to 783 code for a protein of 247 amino acids. The transcript is spliced from 8 exons.